Molecule: messenger RNA, 362 nt
Organism: Cooperia oncophora
Lineage: Eukaryota; Metazoa; Nematoda; Chromadorea; Rhabditida; Trichostrongylidae
Source: the annotation of a GenBank genome assembly
UCCACAAAGAGAAUGCCAACAGAAUCCAAGCAAAGAUUAUCGCUGAGGCAGCUAACGGACCGACUACUCCUGCUGCAGAUAAGAUUCUCCUUGAACGCGGAAACUGCCUCAUCAUCCCUGACAUGUACGUCAACUCUGGUGGUGUGACUGUCUCAUACUUCGAAUGGUUGAAGAAUCUUAACCACGUCUCUUACGGUCGACUUAGCUUCAAGUAUGAAGAGGACUCCAACCGAAUGCUUCUGCAAUCUGUACAAGAUUCAUUGGAGAAGGCUAUCGGCAAGGAAGCUCCUGUGAUUCCAAAUUCUGCAUUUGCUGCUAAAAUUGCUGGAGCUAGUGAAAAGACUUUCGGAAGCGAAAUCUAA